Schistosoma turkestanicum is the source of this 2901-nucleotide messenger RNA. The record is from the annotation of a GenBank genome assembly. Lineage: Eukaryota; Metazoa; Platyhelminthes; Trematoda; Strigeidida; Schistosomatidae.
AUGAAUGAAAAUCUUUCUUCUCAAAACCAAUUGGAACCAGUGAAUUUUGAUAGUGCUUUCUCUACAACAAGUUUAUUAUUGACAACAUUGCCAACUGGUGAUUCAACACAGUGUUAUGAAAAACCGCAACACCAGCAACAGUAUAAUGACGAUGAGAUCAGUGUCACUUCUAAUACUAGCGGUACUAAUCACAGUAUUACUGCAACUACAAUAGCAUCAGAAGUUAUAAAAUCCGAUAAAAAGAUCACACCAUAUUCCGAAUACAUUCAAAUUGAUCAUCUUCUACAAAAUAGUUCCAAUGACACGAAUCCAAAUGACAAUAAUGCUUAUAGUGUCAAAGAGAUGGCAACAUCAUUAUCAUCAUCAUCACCAUCACAAGCGUUGUCUUCAAUUUUUUCAUCGGAAUUUGAAAAUCGAGACAAUUCAACAUCAUCAAUUCAUAGUGGUGAUGUCACUGACAAAAUUAAAUCAACACCUAUAAAUUGUAUCAAUUUUCAUGAACCAUUCAAUAAAUCUCUAUUGGAUUUUGUAAAUAACACAAUGCUGCAUCAAAGUGAAUUGGAUAAAAGUGAAUUAUUAUCAGGUGAUAAGAAAUUCUCUAUCAAUAAUGCAUUGGCAUCAAUGAAUUCUAUUCCCGUGAGAAACUUUUUCCAAAACACACCAAACAAUAAUGAUAACAAUGAUAAUAAUCAUCAUAAUAAUACUGGUAAUAAUCACAGAAAUCCAUUAGUACAUAAUAAACAGCUUGACAGUUUAUUACAUAGUCAAACUACAUUGAAUGCAUUAUCUAUGGCUUAUUCUUCUAUAAUUGCCAAUGGAUUAUGUGGUAUUGGAAAAGAUUAUGAAAACACAUUUAAUCCUGAUCAUAUUACUACUACUAAUAAUACUUAUCACAAUAUUACUUCACAAUCCGAUAAAAUUCCAUCCACCAUCAUGAUACAACGUCCUUCAAUUACGAAUUUAUUUAAAGAACAUUCAAUGAUUCCAAUAAUAUCAAGCACUGCAACAAUACCACCACCAUCAACAAGUACUACAAUUUCAUCAAUACCUAUCAGCAGUACACAAUCGUCAUUGUUUCUAGCAAACUCGUUAGAAAAAAUCAACUCUGGGAAUUUGUCGAAUUCAUUUAUUCCAAACGUGCAUAACAGUAUCAAUAAUAAUAAUAAUAAUAAUAAUAAUAACAGUGUCAAUAGUCAGCGUCAUAUUCAUCAAACUCAUAAGAAUUUAUUAAAUUCUAAAUUAGUAGAAUAUGAAACUAAUUCAUGUCAAAUGAAUUUUCCUGCAAUUAUGAAUGAUCUUUUAAUUGAAAAUUUGGAAAGUUGGCAGCAUCUACAGAAAAAUGCAAUAUCAUCUAAUAUAGAUCCUCAUUUAUUAACUUACUACAGUGGAUCCUGUUGUCCUGUUGAAUUGACUAAUACAAAUCGACGUAAAAAUGCUACUCGAGAGACAACUAGUCUACUCAAAUCAUGGCUAAAUGAACAUCGUAAAAAUCCAUAUCCUACAAAAGGGGAGAAAAUUAUGCUUGCACUUAUUACAAAAAUGAGUUUAACACAAGUCUCCACAUGGUUUGCAAAUGCUAGGAGACGAUUAAAGAAAGAGAAUAAAGUAACAUGGAAUUUACGUACAGAUUGUUUAUCAGAUGUUGAACACGAUGAACAAUCGAUCGAGAACGGGGAUAUUGAUGGCGGCGAUGAUAAUGAUGAUAAAAUUAGCGCCAAUGAUCAUGACGAUAAUCCUAAUAAUAAUAAUAGUAAUAACAAAGAAGAUGAUUUACAAGGAAUCACUGGUUUGGAAGGCUUAAAACAAUAUUUAUUACAUAAAAAUGCAGAAAAUUAUGGUAAAUUAUCAUUGAGCAAAUUGUUCGAUAGACAUGGAGGCUUACAAACAAUGAUUGAAGGCAAUAAAACUAAGCUGAAUAGUCGAUUGCGUAAUUUUACAAAUGACUGUGAUCCAACAGACUCCGUGCCAAGUAAACGUCCAAGUUUAGACUAUGAUAAUCACACAUCAACACCUGUGCCCACAGUGAAUCCAUUGAAUCAAGAAAACGAAUUCUGUAAGAGUAAAUCCAGUACAAAUGUUAGACUGGAGACGCGUAAAAUUUGGUCAUUGGUUGAUAUGAUGAAUGAGCAAAAUAAUUCACAAACUUCUAGACAUGAAUUAUUCAAUGAAAAAAAUCCAGCGAUGAAUAUACAAAAUCAAUCAUAUGAUCAUUGGCCUCCUAUAGAAGAAAAUAGAAAUUUACAAAAAUCUCCGAAAAAUUUACGAAAAACUUCCAAUGAAUUAUUCUCUUAUCAAAUGAAACUCAAUGCUGCAUUGACUGAUUCACUUGAAAUGAACAGAACUAAUAACAACAGUACCAUAAGCGAUGAGUGUGGUGUCACUAGAAAACUAUUAGGCAAAUCAUCUUUUUCCACUGCUUCCACAAUCACUGGUAAUAAUAGCAGUACUAGCAGUAGUACUGAUAGUAAUAAUAUUCAUAUUCCAACUGAUUCAUCCUCUUUAUUAUCUCCUAGUGCAUUGGCAGCAUUUUAUUUUUAUUAUCAACAAAAUUUACAACGAGCACAAGAACAAAAUCAGUUGAUGACCACAUCUUUGCCGCAUCAAUUUCCAACGAGUGGACAUCAACCACAAUUGCAUGCACAAAAGUUACCUUCCCUUAAUUCUCCUAGUUUCAAUAAUAAUAGUAAUAGUAACAAUAAUAAUAAUAAUAAUAGUCAUAAUUUACUUCAUACUAAACCAUUCCUUCAAUAUGAUGAUCAUUUUUCCAACCUAUUUCAAGGUAAUAAUGCAUUAAAUCUGAAUUUAUUAAAUAAAGAAACACAACAAUAUGCAAGAUCAUUAUGUUUGCAUAAGAAUCAUUCAAAUCAACCAGUAACAGCUAGUCCAGGUGAAGAAUCGUGA